AGCGUGAAAAGUAUCAUAAAACCAUGCAUUGAAUUUCCAUCAUGCAAAAAACCUGAAACUCAACACCCACACCCCCACAUACACACCCCUACACACACACACACGCACCUUUAUCACAGAAAAAUAUUGAUAUGUUUGGAGGAGACGCCAGCGAACAAUCCAGAGAGUUUGUAGACGACGAUCAGAAGGACAGGUGAAUGAUCUUUAAUGUCAGAUAUUUCAAUAUUAAUUCAGUUUUCAAAAGUAAAGCAAAACUAAAUGGCAAUUUAGAGACAAUGAUUUUAUCUAUUUUUUUGCCCUGAUAUGUCAAACAAGACUGGACUAUCCAAUCGCCCAGAGUCAGCAGACAAAUUCAUCAUUUGAUGUCAAACAGCUGAAAACUGAGCCUCCAUCUCACUGCCUCCCUGAAACAGACAUGUCAGUCAACUCAACUCUUACCAGCAACACCAUCCAUCACCCAUUCUUCCACUGCUCUGACGUCACUGUUAAUUUCAUCAUCUCUGUUGCUUUCACCGUCACCAAAUUCCUCCUUCUCCAUCCUCUCUCCAUCCUCGUCCUCUACCUGGGUCACCAGCAAUGGCGGCGGCAGCGCUCCACCACCAUGAGCCACUCUGACUUCUUCACCGUCCAGAUGGCUGCCAUGGAGCUGAUCAGUGAGUCAGGAUGGGUUCUCCUCUGUUGUGGCUCUUACGCAGAUCGCCCAGUGAUGUCAAUCGUGGGUAUCUAUUUGUGUUUCAUCAUUUUCCCCGGACAGACUUUCUUUCACAUCCUCACCUGUGUGGAGCAAUACCUGGCUGUUGUUCACCCCGUCACCUACCUGGGGCUGAGACACUCAGCUGGGGUCAGGAUCAGGAACAUUAGCACUGGCUGUGUUUGGCUGCUGUGUUUUGGAUGGAUCGGUGUUACUGCUCUUUAUGUGCCUGAGUUUCCAAUCAUUCCGUUUCUCGGCUUCUUGAUUUUCUCCUUAUUUGUUGUCUCUUUCUGUAGCCUCUCUGUUCUCCAUGUUCUGAUUCGUCCAGGGCCAGGGGAAGUGGGCGGGGACAGGGAGCAGGUUAACCAAUCAAAGCAGAGGGCUUUCCAUACCAUCAUGGCCAUAAUGGGAGUGUUGUGUCUGAUGCUUGUAGGGAUUCUAGUUUGUGUAGCUCUAGAUGCUUCACCACUACUGAGCAACACUGAUGGCUGUGUGGUCAUGAUAUCUGCCAUCUGGUUCAGCCUGCCCAGCAGUCUGGUGUUACCUCUGCUAUUCCUCCACCGCGCAGGAAAACUACAGUGUGGUUCCAAUGCUGACUAACUUAAAACAUAAAACUGGUGAUAUCCUGUGUUUUAGUUAUUCCCUCCCUCCCAGAGACCUUAAAGAAGGUGAGGUACUUCCUUCCUUGGGAACUCUUAAAAGGUGAGGUACCUCACUCCUACGAACCCUCAAGAGAUGAGGUGCCUUUCUCCUGGAGAACCUCAAGGGGUGAGGUACCUUUCUCCUGGGGACCCUCAAGAGGUAAGGUUCUUUUCUCCUGGGGACCCUCAAGACGUGGGUUACCUUUCUCCUGGAGACCCUCAUGAGAUGAGGUACCUUUCUUCUGGGGACCCUCAAGAGAUGAGGUACCUUUCUCCUGGGGACCCUCAAGAGGUGAGGUACCUUUCUCCUGCAGACCCUCAUGAGAUGAGGUACCUUUCUUCUGGGGACCCUCAAGAGAUGAGGUACCUUUCUCCUGGGGACCCUCAAGA
This is a messenger RNA of Epinephelus lanceolatus (giant grouper), 1722 nucleotides long. RefSeq lists its product as uncharacterized. Lineage: Eukaryota; Metazoa; Chordata; Actinopteri; Perciformes; Serranidae. The record is from RefSeq and is a predicted model, not a curated record.